AACAAAUCAAUAUUCAGUCUUUUAAAAACACUUAACAAAGCAAAUUGUAAAUAAUAAAAUGAAACGCUUGUUUAAAACAAAGAAUUUACUGGCUGAACUAUUGAUUUUCCUCAUACUACUUACGUCUCAAGUAACGGCCUUUGAAGAAUCCAUAUUCGACGAUGAAGAUAUUUAUAAACAGGCAUUGCCACCCGCCCCACCAACUACGGGCAUAACAGCACCCGGUACAAAAUGGUGUGGUCCUGGUAAUACCUCCUCAAGCUAUAAUGAUUUGGGUACACAACGUGAAACGGACAUGUGUUGUCGUGAUCAUGAUCAUUGUGAUGAUAUAUUAGAGUCUAGAUCUACAUUCCGUGGUCUUAAUAAUAGUGAUUGGUUUCCCAUUUUAAAAUGCAGUUGUGAGCAAAAAUUUAUUAAUUGUUUGCAGGCUGUCAACAAUAUGAUUUCCAAUACUCUAGGUCAUGUUUAUUAUAGUGCUAGAAGUCUAUGUAUUGCCGAGGGGCAUCCCAUAGUCAGUUGUAAACAGUAUCAGGAGGGCACUUUUCGCAAGAGAUGUAUACGUUAUAAUGUGAAUAAGAAAAAACCCAAAAUAUGGCAGUUUUAUGAAAUGCCCUUCUAUACGGAAAGCACUAAGAAAUAAAGAAAGAAGGAAUACAACAAUUUAGUGAAAAACUAAAAAAAACUUUAAUCAAUUUAAAAAUUUGUGUACGAUUUCGUUAUUUGUUAAAGUGUAUAAAUAAAUAUUGUUAUACCUUCA
Messenger RNA from Calliphora vicina (urban bluebottle blowfly), 757 nucleotides. It is a transcript of the gene sPLA2, whose product is annotated as secretory Phospholipase A2. The transcript has 2 exons. Bases 59 to 640 code for a protein of 193 amino acids. Gene Ontology annotation, biological process: arachidonate secretion; phospholipid metabolic process. NCBI's taxonomy places the organism in Eukaryota, Metazoa, Arthropoda, Insecta, Diptera, Calliphoridae. The record is from RefSeq and is a predicted model, not a curated record.